AUGAGCGGAUUAGAGUCAUCAGAGAUUUGGGGCGCAGACGAUGGACUGGAUCCGGAGAUCCUGCUCAUGUCAAAUGAGGAGUUACGUCAGCGUAUACGUCUGCUGGAUAACGACAUCCGUAUUAUGCGCAGCGAUACACAGCGUAUCAACCACGAGAGUAAUUCACAGCGUGAUCGGAUUAAAGAGAACAAUGAAAAGGUGAAACUUAAUAUGCAAUUGCCGUACUUAGUGGCAAAUGUGGUGGAAAUAUUGGAGCUAGAAGAUGAUGAGGAUGAACAGGACGGUGCUGCAACGGACGUUGAUGCUCAGCGCAAGGGUAAAAGUGCCGUCAUCAAGACAAGUACACGACAAACAAUCUUUUUGCCAAUCCCGGGGCUUGUAGACUCAACGACAUUGAUACCAAAUGAUCUAGUAGGUGUCAAUAAAGACAGUUAUCUGAUUCUAGAGAAGCUGCCAUGUGAAUACGACUCGAGAGUUAAAGCUAUGGAAGUGGAUGAAAAGCCUACGGAAGAAUACAGUGAUAUUGGUGGACUGGAUAAACAGAUCCAAGAGCUUGUGGAAGCCGUUGUACUACCUAUGACACACAAGGAGAAGUUUGAAGCUAUUGGCAUUAUGCCACCGAAGGGUGUGCUACUCCAUGGACCUCCUGGUACGGGCAAGACGCUACUGGCACGAGCAUGUGCCAAACAGACAGAUGCUAUUUUUUUGAAGCUGGCAGCCCCACAAUUGGUACAAAUGUUUAUUGGUGAUGGUGCAAAACUUGUGAGAGAUGCCUUUGAAUUGGCUAAAGAGAAGAUCAAAGAAGGAAAUCGUGGUGGUGCAAUUAUCUUUAUUGAUGAGUUGGAUGCCAUUGGUACCAAGAGAUUCGGUGGUGAGCAAUCGGGUGAUCGUGAAGUGCAGCGUACGAUGCUGGAACUGCUGAAUCAGCUGGAUGGGUUCACAAACAACACAAAGAUUAAGGUCAUUGCUGCCACGAACCGUCCUGAUGUACUGGACCCUGCCCUGCUUCGUUCUGGACGUUUGGAUCGCAAGAUUGAGCUGCCGCACCCUACUGAAGAAGCUCGCGCUCGCAUUUUGCAGAUUCACUCGCGUAAAAUGAAUGUUGACACGGAAGACACCAACUUCGAUGAGCUGGCACGCUCCACUGAUGACUUCAACGGCGCACAGUUGAAGGCGGUUUGCGUGGAGGCUGGUAUGCUGGCAUUACGUCGCGAUAGCAACGUAAUCAAGCACGAGGACUUCAUGGAGGGUAUUUCCGUUGUAUCAGCCAAGAAGAAGGCGACGCUCCAGUACUACGCUUAG
Molecule: messenger RNA, 1302 nt
Organism: Peronospora farinosa
Lineage: Eukaryota; Oomycota; Peronosporomycetes; Peronosporales; Peronosporaceae
Source: the annotation of a GenBank genome assembly